AAUUUGCAUUAUUUAUUUAUAUAAAGAAAGAGUAAUGAACCAUGUCUUGGUUCAGAAUUCACAAAGGAAAUUAAUACUAGAUCUCUAAGCAGUCUGCAACACAAAUCUAACUUGUGUGUGGCCUGCACUUCAGAAUGAGUGCCCCUGCCGUUCGACGCAUUUCAGAAUGUUUUGUUAAGCCCCAGCUCCCCAACCAAGUUUCAAACCAGAUCUGCAAUUUAACACAUUGGGAUAUUGCUAUGUUGUCUACCAACUAUAUCCAGAAGGGUCUACUCUUCAAGAAGCCUGCAACAACUCUUGUUGAUCAACACCAUUUCAUGGAGAAUCUGUUGGAGAAGCUCAAACACUCUCUUUCUCUCACCCUCUUCCAUUUCUAUCCUUUGGCUGGUCGCCUUGUCACCCACCAAACCCAUGACCCUCCCUCUUAUUCUGUUUCCGUUGAUUGCAAAAACAGUGAUGGAGCUAGAUUCAUUUAUGCAACUUCGGACAUCACUAUAUCUGACAUACUCGCCCCCAUUGACGUCCCACCCAUUCUUCACUCCUUCUUUGACCAUCACAAAGCAGUCAACCAUGAUGGCCACACCAUGUCCCUUUUGUCCAUCCAAGUCACUGAACUUGUGGAUGCUGUUUUCAUAGGUUGUUCCAUGAACCACGUUGUUGGCGAUGGCACUUCUUAUUGGAAUUUCUUCAAUACAUGGUCUCAGAUCUUUCAAUCUCAAUCUCAUGCUCUAGGCCAUGAAUAUGAUGUUCCCAUUCACAAUCGCUGGUUUCCAAAAGAUUGCGCUCCACCAAUCAAUCUUCCUUUCAUACAUCAUGAUGAGAUUAUAAGCAGAUAUGAAGCACCCAAGCUGAGAGAGAGAAUCUUCCACUUUUCAGCAGAGUCUAUUGCAAAACUGAAAGCAAAGGCAAACUCGGAGUCCAAUACCACCAAAAUCUCUUCGUUCCAAUCAUUAUCAGCGCUUGUUUGGAGAUCCGUAACACGUGCACGCUCCCCACCGAACGACCAGAGAACAACUUGCAGGUUGGCAGCAAACAAUCGAUCAAGAAUGGAACCGCCUCUGCCUCAGGAAUACUUUGGAAACUCAGUUCAUGUAGUGAGUGCAGAAACGACGACAGGGGAAUUGCUUGAGAAUGGUAUAGGAUGGGCUGCAUGGAAGUUGCACAUGGCUGUUGCAAACUAUAACAAUGGAGUGGUGCUGCAAUCUCUGAAGGUGUGGUUAGAGUCUCCUUUCGUAAUUCAAAUGGGUCGUUUCUUUGACCCCUACUGUGUGAUGAUGGGUAGCUCGCCCAGGUUCAACGUGUAUGGAAAUGAAUUUGGAAUGGGAAAAGCGGUGGCGGCAAGAAGUGGUUAUGCCAACAAGUUUGAGGGGAAAGUGACAUCAUACCCAGGCCGUGAAGGAGGUGGAAGCAUUGAUUUGGAAGUGUGCCUUUCACCAGAAAAUAUGACCGCGCUGGAAUCAGAUGAAGAGUUCAUGAAUGCUGUUUCUAAGUCCAAUCCUUUGUACGAGUUGACUAAUGUGGCUUGUCCUGGACCGUCUUUCUAAGGAGAAAUAUCACUUAGUAACGUGUAUUAAUAAAUAAAAUACUUUUUCUAGUUUCCUUUGUCUUGAGCUUUUGUA
This is a messenger RNA of Glycine soja, 1619 nucleotides long. RefSeq lists its product as uncharacterized. The transcript has a single exon. NCBI's taxonomy places the organism in Eukaryota, Viridiplantae, Streptophyta, Magnoliopsida, Fabales, Fabaceae. The record is from RefSeq and is a predicted model, not a curated record. The coding region runs from base 135 to 1544 and encodes 469 amino acids.